Saitoella complicata NRRL Y-17804 is the source of this 1770-nucleotide messenger RNA. RefSeq lists its product as uncharacterized. The annotation marks the transcript as partial. Lineage: Eukaryota; Fungi; Ascomycota; Saitoellomycetes; Saitoellales; Saitoellaceae. The record is from RefSeq and is a predicted model, not a curated record. The transcript has a single exon. Gene Ontology annotation, molecular function: FAD binding.
UCGGAAUGUGUCGACGUCCUCAUUGUCGGCACCGGCCCCGCAGGAAUGAUGGCCGCAGCCUCCCUUUCGCGCCUCUCCAUCCCCUUCCGUGCAAUCGAUCGUCGCGCUGAAGCAAUCCCGGCCGGUCAAGCCGAUGGCCUGCAACCACGUACACUCGAAGUCUUGCAGCAGUUGGGGCUGGCGCACGAGAUUUUGGAAAGGGGAUGUCAGAUGCAUCAGGUUUCGUUCUGGAACCCGAGAAAGGAUGGGAAGGGGAUUGAGAGGACGAGUCGCGCGAGGGAUGUGGUUACGGGUGCAAGGUAUCAGCAUGAGGUCACGAUUCAUCAGGGCAUCAUUGAGAGGCUUUUUCAUGAGGAUAUUGUUUCCCGCCGUGGUGGUGUGGGCGUCGAACGCGAAACUGAUUUCAUCUCCUACUCUAUUCACGAAGGAGAAGAAUACCCAGUCCGCGUCACUAUCUCCAAGAAAGGCGUGGAGUCAGUAGUCAAGUGCAAAUACCUCCUCGGCACCGACGGCGCCCGUUCAUCCGUCCGCGCCGCAAUGGGCAUCUCCCUCGAAGGCGAACACACCGACUACAUAUGGGGCGUCAUGGACGGAAUCUGCCGUACGACAUUCCCCGAUAUCAGGUUCCGGUGCGCGAUUCAUUCCGACGCUGGAUCCAUCAUGGUUAUUCCGCGCGAACGCACUCCACGCGGAGUACUCACAAGACUCUAUACACAAAUGGCGGUGGCGCCCCCCACGAGCGGCGGGGAGGGUGUGGAGAAGGAUUCGAAGGAGGAGGCGAAGAGGAGGAGGGGGGAGGUUACGCAGGAGAAGGUUGUGGAGCAGGCGAAGCGGGUGCUGGCGCCGUAUGAGUUUGAGUGGGAGAGUGUCGAUUGGUAUGCGGCGUAUCAGAUUGGACAACGCGCUGCGCCGCGGUUUCAGAAGGAUGGGAAGGUGUUUAUUGCCGGAGACGCGUGUCAUACCCACUCUCCCAAGGCUGGCCAGGGGAUGAACGUGUCUAUGAUGGAUACGUUCAAUUGGGCGUGGAAGGUUGGGUUAGUGUUGAAGGGUUUGGCGAAGGAAGAGGUGUUGGAGACUUAUGAGGAGGAGAGGAGACAGAUUGCCAGGGAGCUGAUUGAGUUCGACACGAAAUUCUCGAGUAUGUUCAGUGGGAAGAUUGGGGAGGACAGUGGGUUGACGCAUGAGCAGUUCUUGGAGGUGUUCGCGAAGGGGAAUGGGUUUACUUCCGGGUGUGGGAUUCAAUACGCCUCUUCGAUCCUCGUUCGUCCUGAUGCGGCGGGGGUAAUUGACGCGGAGGCGAAGGAGGCGGUGGUACCAGGGAAGAGGCUGUUCAAUACCCGUCUCGUAAGGGUGGUGGACGCGAACCCCAGGGACAUCCACGACGAGAUGCCCGUCAACGGCACCUUCCGUUUGCUCAUCCUCGGCGGAACGUUCAUUACCUCCUCCACCCGUCCUGCCCUCGACGCCCUCGGCGCAUACCUCCCUACCCCAUCCUCGCCCCUCGUCCGCUAUUCCGGCCUUGUCGAGCCUCUGUUUGUUCAUGCUCACAAAGACCGACAUGAAAUUGAGGUCGUGGAUUAUCCGGAGACGAUUAGGGAUUGGGAGUGGGGCUUGUUCCAUGAUGAUACAGGAGCGGCACAUGAAACUUGGGGGGUGAAUAUGAAGAAGGGAGCCUUGGUUGUUGUUAGGCCGGAUGGGGUUGUUGGGUGUGUUGCGGAAUUGGAGGACGUGAAGACUGUGGAGGAGUAUCUGGGUGGAAUCUUGGUGUAG